Messenger RNA from Dendrobium catenatum, 981 nucleotides. RefSeq lists its product as uncharacterized. Bases 1 to 981 code for a protein of 326 amino acids. The transcript is spliced from 2 exons. The record is from RefSeq and is a predicted model, not a curated record. NCBI's taxonomy places the organism in Eukaryota, Viridiplantae, Streptophyta, Magnoliopsida, Asparagales, Orchidaceae.
AUGGAGAGGGAAGCGGGCGUGCUCGGUCUGAAAGAGUGGAGCACGGGCAUGGUCGCGGGCAACAAUGAUGCAGCAAUUCGCCACCUACUCACCCAACUCAAACAACAAUUCGCCCUCAAACAACUAGGGGACAUUUCUCUCUUCCUCGGAAUCCAGGUGACCCGUACUAAACAUGGUUUCUUUCUCUCUCAAGCACACUACGCUACCAAAAUCCUUAACGAUGCAGGUUAUAAGGAUUGCAAAGCCGCUCCAACCCCAAUCACUCCCGUCAAUCACCAGAAGAAACCAAACUUACAACCACAUCCGGAUCCAUCUCUUUACCGACGCCUCGCUGGAUCACUUCAAUACCUCUCGAUCACUAGACCCGACAUUGCGUAUGCCACAAACCGCGUCUGCCAACACAUGCAAACACCGACCGAACAGGAUUUUCAUGAUCUCAAACGGCUGCUUCGCUACAUUAAGGGCACCCUUACCUACGGCUUGCCUAUCACUCACGGAUCCCUGGACCUUCGCACUUACUCUGAUGCGGAUUGGGCUUCAGAUACAACCGACCGGAAGUCGGUGUCCGGCUUCUGCACUUUCCUCGGCCCCAACCUCAUCUCAUGGACGGUGAAAAAGCAAGCAACUGUCGCCAAGUCUUCCACCGAAGCCGAGUACAGAUCCCUCUCAGCUGCAGCGUCGGAUGUCAUAUGGCUAAGGAGACUUGCCGCCGAACUUCAGCUCACACAGCAAUCACCGACCACUAUCCACUGCGACAACACCUCGGCUAUGGCCAUAGCCAAAAAUCCGGUCUUUCAUGCCCGGACAAAGCACAUCGAGAUCGACUAUCACUUCAUUCGUCAGCAAAUCAACUCCGGCAACAUCAAACUCGAGCACAUCUCCUCCGCCGAUCAAAUUGCCGACAUCUUAACUAAACCAUUCUCGGUCUCAAGAUUCAUGGAAUUACGCUCCAAAUUAACCACUCGCUCACCGACUACUUAA